AACCGUAAAGCGGGUUGCCGGUGUUUUGCGACAGUUAAGACGUACGGCAGCGCUUUAGUCUCCGGCUCUUUUCUUUAUUUCUCUUGGUUUGAUUCUGUAAUCACAGAUAGUGGCAUUUAUUUAAAGCGAUAAGCACGUGUAUAGCAAAUUAUUACAGAGUGAAAUCGCUUAAAUUAGAUUUAGAGGGGAAAAAAAAGCAGGUGAAAACGGGUGAGAGCGCGUGCAUGAGGAACUGCAGUGUGUUUGUGUUUUACUAAAACUCUGCUUUAUACUGAUUUAUACACACACACACAGCGCUGUAAUAAAGAGAAAACAGGCUGUAAACACAGUGAAACACUGCUGCACGGGUUGCUGAGUCGGUGAGAUAAAUAUAGGUGUUGGAGCUGAAGUGCUGUUGGAUCUGUGAGGUCAGUAAGAGGAGUGUGUGAGUGACAUUAACACAAGUUCAGAUCUCAACACACUUCACUGUAAUCACUGUUCUUUUUCAUUCAUGCAUGAAAGUUUCCCUGAUUUGAUCUGCACUGUAAUGAAUGUGAUGGACACUCCAAAGUGCAGACACAGACAGAUCAGCCAAUAGAGGGAGAGAGAGAGACAGAGAGACAGAUAGACAGACAGCUAAAUAGAUCAGAUAUCUUUAAACACUAAAACUAACCCUUAAGCGAGCACUAACAGAGUUACCUGUACUCACACCUGUGUCACAGCGGUUUAACUUGAUAGCAUGAGCAUGUUUUUGAUUGAGAACAGAAAGCACAUCUGUAAUAAACACGUGAACAGAAUAAAAGAUUCCUCCGGCUGGCACAGGAUGGGAGAGGCGGUGGCCAACGUUGCCAGGAGAAUCAACGCAACGAUGGAGGACGGAUUAGACACAUUAGAUCUGUCGGACUGUAAACUAAUCGGUUUCCCCGAUGGUGUCUUAAAAAUGAUUCGCAGCUAUGCAGAUAAAAUACACAAAAUCACACUGGCUAACAACAACAUGAAGAAUUUAAGUGGCAAGUUUUUCACCAUGUUCACCGAACUAAGAGAGCUGGAUUUGCAGGGAAACACGCUGACUAAACUCCCAGAUGCCAUUGGAGAAAUGCAGCAUCUCAUCAGCAUCGAUUUAUCCAAUAAUAACUUCAGUGUUUUUCCUGAGCAACUGACAAAUGUACACACACUGCAGAACAUCAACAUGUCAGGAAACCAAAUCUCAGACGUGCCGUGGGAGCGCGUGUGCGCGAUGUCGUCCCUGAACGUUGUGGAUUUGAGAUCUAAUCCGCUUACUUCAUCGCCACACACUUCUCAGAACUUUACUCUCCUGACAUAGACACAAACGUCAGUCAUCUGCAGUUCAUGCUGGAUCGGAGGAGGAAAUCGCUGGAGUAGAUCUCAAUCCUGGGAUACAUCCUAAACCUUAUGCUACCAUGCUAAUUAGCAUGGCAAAAUAGUACAGAAACAGUACAAAAGGUUAUUAGAUUUACCACAGGUGGGGGAAUAUUCAUUAUGUUAUUGGAAAUAUUGUUAGUGUUUAUUGGGGUAGAAGGAUACAUGGUUUGGGAUGUUCUCAAGACUCAAGGGUGAAUAGGAAACUUGCUCAUGUUAAAAUUUAAAGAGAUUCUGUUUCUGGUCUGAUUCUGCUGUUUCUGCACUAAAUAAAUAUUCAGUUAAAUAUUUAUCAAGCAAAAUUGCCUUCUUUGCUUUAAUUUCUCAGGGCACCCAGUGAUCAUUCACAAAGUCUGAUCAAAAAGGUAUAUCCCCUGCAUUUACACUAGAGGAAAGCCUUUGUCACCACAUCUACACGUAUAGUACAGACACAUUUUUUUCUUCGCGUAUUACAGUGUGUUAGGAACUUGGGGUUAGAGCACAGGGGCAGCCAGGAUACAACGUACCUGGAGCAGAAAGGGUUAAAAGCCUGAAGGUACGUUCACACAUACAGCGACUCGCCAUGACCAUUCCUUUUCAUUGAGAGCUGGUAACUUCUGGUGACAUGAGCAACAGCGACCGUUGUCGACUAGAUGUGGGCAUGUCCAGCGACUCAACAAAAUUGAGAAGAGUUUAACUUUAUGCAAAUAUGGAGCGAUUUGGGGCAGCGACUACCAACGGGAGUGAAGACAGUAGAGAGCACGUGAUCCGUAGCCUUCCGGGCGCCGGCCGAAACAAGCAGCCCAAGCCGGACACUUCACUGAGGUCACAAGGCCACAAGCUAAGUGAAUUGGUGCUUACGCUUUUGCCACAGAUAGAUGGCCACAAUAGCAAAGAGCACACAA
Messenger RNA from Ictalurus furcatus (blue catfish), 2243 nucleotides. RefSeq names its product leucine rich repeat containing 20 (gene lrrc20). NCBI's taxonomy places the organism in Eukaryota, Metazoa, Chordata, Actinopteri, Siluriformes, Ictaluridae. The record is from RefSeq and is a predicted model, not a curated record. Bases 719 to 1303 code for a protein of 194 amino acids. The transcript has 5 exons. Gene Ontology annotation, molecular function: protein binding.